UUCAAGCAUUAAUCUCAUUUGAACUCAAUUUCGAAGUUGAAAAUGGCGGGCUAAUCUUUCUCACUUUCUCUCUCCUCUCUCCUCUCUCUUCUUCCCUCCCAUGGCUUCCUUCCAUACCAGAGCAGAACGAACUGUACUCUCAAAGUUAUCGGAGCUUCGAACAGUUUGCGACAAAGAUAUCGAAAUUCAUCACCAAAAUACUGACUCAAUUUUCGCCUCUUUUGAGAAUUUUCUACAAUCACAUAGAUCCAAAGCUGAACUAACUGUUCAUAAUCAAGCGAAAUUAAGGAAACUCAAAGUUGAAUUAAGAGAAUUGGAGGAUGAAUUGGUCAGAGCUUUGGCAGUUAAGACACGGAAUGAGGCCAAGCGGAUUGCAAUAACAGACUCCCUUUCUGAAAUGAUUGUAAAAGCGGAUGAGCUUCAAAAAAUUGUACAAGAUCAAGCAUCUAAAAAAGAUGAAUAUGCUUCCAUCCUAUCUGAACAGUCAAAAGCUAUUGCUGAAUCUGAAGAGAAUAGUGGGGAAGCUUCUAAGAGCAGAGAAGAAAUACAAGAGGCAUUUAAAUGGUACAACAGGGUACUUGGUUUCCGUAUUGAUGGAGGACAUGGUGUUACAUUCACAUUUACUAACGUCAACAAAAAUUGUCCAGCUGAGGAGUAUUCUUUCACUGUUCGCCAUGCAAGUGAAAAGUAUACUUUGCUUGGUUCUAAGCCACACUUGAAAGAUAUUGAAGAGCUGGUCCAUGAAUUAAACAAGAGCAAUAGCCUAUUCAGAUUUGUUAGAAUUAUGAGAGAAAAAUUCCAGGCUACAUCAUUAGGGCCAGUGUCUCACUUCAUAUAUCAAGAUCAAGAUUGUACCAGUAUCUCAUUAUCUGCUCCAGUUUCCUCAGGUUCAAUUUAUAGCAGAAGUAAAUCGCCACUACCACUUAGAGAAGUCAAUGGAGAUACUAAAAAACUUGAGCAUGGAAAAGGCGCUAAAUCACCUAAUCUCUUCCUAUCUCCUCGACGCUCACCUCGUCUUUUGGGUAAAAAACCUAGAGAAGGAUAAACAUAUGCUGUCCCCAGAAACUGGGGGAAACGUAAUUCAUGGGAAGGAAUAUCAACUGCUAAGUUACGUGGUAACAUCGGGCAGAUUUGCUUAACAGGUUGUGUGAAGCUUAGUCUAGUUGUAUUUAGUAUAUCUAAUUGUAUUUACGCAGUAGUUCUUUUUGCAUAUUUUCUUCUGAAGACUCCAGACUGCAGCUGCUGCCAAGAUGUUUUAAGUCCUUCAACUCCUUUUGUGCUGACGGUUAAAUAUUUGUCAUACGAUGUGCCUUCUGUUUCUUACUUUCCUUCAGUCCUGUCAUUAGUUUUGAGCACUAGGAGUCUUACACUCGAUGGACAUAGCGAAGUAAGUUUAGGCAUGGUAGGUUCAGUUACACUAAGACAUACUGUAAUGUUCUUAUAAUUUGGAGUUUUUUACAGUAA
Chenopodium quinoa (quinoa) is the source of this 1464-nucleotide messenger RNA. RefSeq names its product probable kinetochore protein SPC25. The transcript has 8 exons. The record is from RefSeq and is a predicted model, not a curated record. Gene Ontology annotation, biological process: chromosome segregation. Bases 101 to 1045 code for a protein of 314 amino acids. Gene Ontology annotation, cellular component: Ndc80 complex. Lineage: Eukaryota; Viridiplantae; Streptophyta; Magnoliopsida; Caryophyllales; Amaranthaceae.